AAACUAGACUUCUUUUUAAAAUCAGUCAACUUACAACUUUUUACAAUUAGUAAUUUAAUUUAAAUAAUGGGGCUGCUGCAGCGAUUGCGCUUGCAUUUGCCAAGGAUCUGGCGACUUAUCCGCCGGUACAAGUUACUUAUAAUUAUUAUAUUUGUCCUAUUCUGCAUCUACCGCAAUCAAAUAGUAAAAUAUGUGGAUAAUACCGAUCGAAAAGCUGAAUUGCCCGGUUGGGAACGCAAGAAGCCCAUGAAAAUAGGCGAUUAUCUGGACCAAAAGACAAACACAGCACUUAUUGUGCCACAGGAUCUAUGCAAGAGGAAAACCUUUCUGGUUAUAGUCGUUUGCUCCAGCCUGGACCACUUUACCCAACGAAAGACUGUACGGGAGACUUGGGGAAAUACCAGGGAGUUCAAUUAUGGAGUGUUCAUGAAGCUACAUGGUCACCUGGAAGGCAAAUACCUGCCCAUUAUGAAGGAUCGUAUUAAGCUCUACACCGAUUAUCUGAGUGUUUUGGAUCACUCGUUAACCGCCACUGUAAGGGUUGUCUUCAUGGUUGGACGCUCCAAGCACGAUUUCAUUCAAGAAAAGCUGUCCAGAGAGGCAAAUCAACACAACGAUAUCAUCCAAGAGAACUUUGUGGACAGUUACCACAACCUGACCCUCAAAUCGGUGAUGGCACUGAAGCACAUCAGCCAGAGAUGCGCAAAAACAGCCUCCUUCUUCCUGAAAUGUGACGAUGAUAGCUUCGUGAAUGUGCCCAAUCUGCUGCACUUCCUGCUGGGCGGUACAAUCCCCCUGUAUGAAGAAACCGUGGGCUAUCACUUCCGCACCACUUACAAAGUAAUGUCGCCUUGGAAUCGUUUGAACGCCAGCAGCGAAGUGAUGUACGGCCACAAGUUCUGCAACAUGCAGGCCAACUACGAUGUGAGCAGUCCCUGGUACAUGCCGCAGUAUAUGUUUCGGGGGGCGAAGUACCCAAAGUAUCUAUCCGGAACCGGCUAUCUGCUGUCCAUAGACGUGGUUCGGCGGUUGUACGAACAAGCUCUUACCACAUCCCUCGUACAUCUGGAGGACGUCUUCGUCACAGGCAUCUGUGCGGAGCAGGCGGGUAUCCAGCGGCGCCAUUAUCCUCUCUUCAACUACGUCCACGGGAAGCCACUGUGCAUCUUCAAGGGGACCAUUUCGCUUCACCCGGUGCCUGGGCAUACAAUGUUGAAGGCCUGGUCAUUUGUAUCCAACUAUAGCGUUAAGUGUCCACCACCAGAUAGGCACGUCAUCAAGAGUCAAAUAACAAAGAAGUCACACUGUUAAGAU
Molecule: messenger RNA, 1314 nt
Organism: Drosophila biarmipes
Lineage: Eukaryota; Metazoa; Arthropoda; Insecta; Diptera; Drosophilidae
Product: beta-1,3-galactosyltransferase 1
Exons: 2
Coding region: 67-1311 (414 amino acids)
Cellular component (GO): membrane
Molecular function (GO): hexosyltransferase activity
Source: RefSeq, a predicted model, not a curated record